Molecule: messenger RNA, 2170 nt
Organism: Malania oleifera
Lineage: Eukaryota; Viridiplantae; Streptophyta; Magnoliopsida; Santalales; Ximeniaceae
Product: transcription factor ABORTED MICROSPORES
Exons: 8
Coding region: 7-1857 (616 amino acids)
Biological process (GO): regulation of DNA-templated transcription
Cellular component (GO): nucleus
Molecular function (GO): protein dimerization activity; sequence-specific DNA binding; DNA-binding transcription factor activity
Source: RefSeq, a predicted model, not a curated record
GGAGAUAUGAUGAACAUCAUGGAAAGGCUGAGGCCCCUUGUGGGUUUGAAGGGCUGGGAUUACUGUGUUCUUUGGAGACUAAGCCAAGACCAAAGGUUUCUGGAGUGGCUGGAUUGUUGUUGUGCUGGGACUGAUCAGAAUGUUCAGAGUGGGGGAGAAGAGUUGCUUUUUCAUGUUUCUCAGGUUCUUUCUUGUAGGGAUGUCAUGUUUCAGCAUCCAAGAACAAAGCCAUGUGAUCUUCUUGCCCAACUGCCUUCCUCCAUAACCCUAGACUCUGGGAUUCAUGCACAGACAUUAAUUGAUAACCAACCCAGGUGGCUGAACUUCUCUAGUAAUUCAGAUUCAAGUGUUAUGGAAGAAACAGUGGGUACAAGGAUUCUGAUUCCCAUUCCAGGAGGACUAAUUGAGCUCUUUGUUGCCAAACAAAUUUCUGAAGAUCAACAAGUCAUUGAUUUUAUCAUGGCUCAGUACACCAUCUCACUAGAGCAAGAAGCCAACACCAAUACAAGCAAUAUGGACACAAGCUGCUCCUCUGCUAAUGUUAAUUCGAUUAAUGAACUUCAACGAAAGCCAUUUUUACCUGAUGGAAAUGAUCAAAGGGACUCCAACAAUCAUUUCCAGCCACCCAUUUCCCCUGGAACUGGGUUGGAGAACUUCAGCCUCCCUUACAUCAUUUCUGUGGAUCGAAUCCGCCUAGACAGUUCCCAGAUGAAUUUUAUGCAGCAAGUUAACUACACACCUGAAAAUAGAGCAAAAGGUGAUAUCUUCUUAGAGGGAACAGAUGACUCGUUUCUCUCCCAUCAGGGGAUGAACCCGUUCAAUUCCUCAGCAGAUAAUGGGAUGUUCCAAGAUAUGGAUGCAUUGCAGAAGUCCAAUAUGAUGACAAGCACAGAAAGCAUAAAUAUGCAAACUAUGGAGCCUUUGGUAAACAAAGAGCAGUCAGGUAAUGAUAAGGAUUCUAUCAAACCAGAGACAGGUCGAUCAGAUUCAAUUUCAGAUUGCAGUGAUCAGAUUGAAGAUGAGGAUGAUCUCAAGUGCCGUCAGAGGACAGGGGAGGGGCCUCAAUCAAAAAACCUUCUUGCAGAGAGGAGGAGGAGGAAGAAGCUUAAUGAUAGGCUCUACGCUCUUCGCGCUCUGGUUCCCAAAAUCUCGAAGUUGGAUAGAGCUUCCAUCCUUGGGGAUGCAAUUGAAUUUGUAAAGGAGUUGCAGAAGCAAGUGAAAAAUCUCCAUGAUGAGCUUGAAGAGCAUUCGGACGUUGAAGGUGCUAAGAACAUUAACAGCACCAGCAAUGUCCAACCAGAUACUACUCCAAACCAAAGUGGAAAUAAUGUUGGGUCCAAGUUUGAACAUGAAAAAGCGCCCAGUGGAUUUCAUUUGGGUUCAUCCAGCAAUGGCAAUACCAACCCUUCAAAGCAAAAUCAGCAUGACCCAGAAACUGCAAACGAGAAGACACAACAGAUGGAGGUGCAAGUAGAAGUGGCUCAAAUCGAUGGAAAUGAGUUCUUUGUUAAGGUAUUCUAUGAGCACAAGCCUGGUGGGUUUGUGAGACUGAUGGAGGCUUUGAACUCCCUGGGCCUAGAAGUAACAAAUGCAAAUGUUACGAGCUUCAGGGGCCUGGUCUCAAAUGUUUUCAAAGUAGAGAAGAGGGACAGUGAAAUGGUUCAAGCAGAUCAUGUUAGAGACUCUUUGCUUGAGCUAACAAGGAAUCCAUCCAGAAAUUUGCCUGAGACAGCUAAAGUGCAAGAUAACGGCAGUAGCACAGAUUAUCAUCACCACCACCACCCCCACCACCACCAUCACCACCUCCACAACCACCACAUCAGUUCCCAUCAUCACCUCCACCACCUGCAUAACUAAGCGCAUAUAAUACAUAUUUAUAUUUUCUAAGAUAGAAAUUAUAUGAUCAUCAAGGAUAUCGUCUAGAUCAACAAGGGUGCUGCCAGUCUAUCUGCUAGUUUCAGAUGAUUUUUUUUUUAAUCAGGACUGUUUUUCAAUGAAUUUGUUUGGAAGUGAUUAAAAGUUGUGCUCAGAACUUUUGAAUUGGAAUAUAGGAUCAAUGUCAAGAUAGUGAAGCCUUAAAUUAUAAAUCCUAAAUGAGAGGCAUACUGCUAAACUAAUCAACCAUUGACUCUCUCAACCUUAAAAGUUUCAAAGAAGUUUUUCGCGACUU